This is a messenger RNA of Symbiodinium natans, 8898 nucleotides long. NCBI's taxonomy places the organism in Eukaryota, Dinophyceae, Suessiales, Symbiodiniaceae. The record is from the annotation of a GenBank genome assembly.
AUGGCCGAGACGAAGUCCGGGUCCUACAUCUACAAUGGGGAUCCCUCGACGUUCUACGACUGGAAGUUCAGGACGGAACUGCGCCUGAAACUCUACGAAGACGCUAUUCGGUCGAAAGCGUCCCAAGCCAGGAGUACCCGAGGAGACUCCGAAGCAGGUCUGGAGGGAGAAGUUGACCCAGACCACAACGUCCGAGAGCCAGAGGCCGCGGACACAGCCGAUGAGGAGCAUGAAGGCCCUCAAGAAGAAGGAGGUCUGCAUCCAGGCGGAGCAGACGAGUACUUCGACAAGCUUUCCCAGCUCAGCGCGGGAAGUCGGAGGUCGAAGAAGUCGGGCAAAUCCGCGAAGCCCAUUUCGUUCGAGUACCUUGAAGGACUCCCCUCGAGCACGAAGGCAAGAACAGAAAUGGUACACCGUGUUCUCGAAGGCCUCAGAGACGAAGCCUUCGAACUCGCGAGGGACAUCGGUGUAGAUGCCCUAACUGCUCCAGGGGGACUUCGAAGCUUCAUCGAACGAAUGCGGGAGGUAGUGUUCCCCCGCGCGGCAGAGGAAGCCCGAGAGUUGUUCCGGGCGGGACAGAGGCCAGGGACCCUGUCCAGGCAGGCAGGGGAAAGCAUGCUGAGUUACAUCUCCCGUAGACGGAGGUGGUGGAAUCUCCUGAAAACCCUGGAUGCCAGCAUCGAGCUCUCUGAGCCGAUGCGCGUAGAGCUACUAUUAGAGCUCUCUGGGCUAUCUAGACAAGAAGCCCUGGUCGUCAAGGCUUGCACAGCCGACCCGAAGAAGUUCGAGCAGAUAGCAAACACCUUGGUGCAGCACUACACAGGUGUUCAUCUGCGCGAAGGCCGCGCGCUGGGAGGCAGCAACCCCCAGCCUUACCGUAACACUGGCAAGGGUUAUGGUCCUAGAUCUUACGGAUCUAAUAGGUCUAAGGGUAAAGGUUUUACCCGCAAGGCCUUCCCUGCGAUCGACGAAGACGCAGGCGAGUUAGAGCAGGAAGAGGAGUACCCAGAAGAGGACUCUUACUUUGCCCAAGAAGCCUUUGUUGCUGAGGAGAGCUGGGAGGAAGAACCCCCUGCCGAGGAAGAAGAGUUCGAGGAAUAUGAGCUGGAUGAGGACGAGGCCAUCGCCCUCAACGCCAUGGAGCAGUUCCUCGAGGAUUCUCCCGAGGUAGGACACGCCAUCCAGUUGUCCUUGGCAGCCAACGCAGCCUUCGGCAAGGCCAAGGGCAAGGGCAAGAACAGAUCCAAGGGCAAAGGCAAGGGCAAGGGUAAGGUGGUCCGAAGUCACCUUACGUUGGAGCAAAGAAGGGACAAACUCAAAGCCCUUAAGGCAAAGUCGCGAUGCAUGAGAUGUGGUGGUAUCGGCCAUUGGGCUGGUGACCCUGAGUGCAAGUUCCCUGCAGGCAAGGCCGCAGGCAAGGCAGCACACGUCGCCGUAACGGUCCUAUCCAGCGAGGAAGGUCUGGUCAUUCCCUCGGAAGCGCCAGACAAGGACCACUCUGGCUUUGUCGUUCGCGCUGCCGCAAGCAAAAGCGCAGCUAGCCGAAGUGCAGCUGUAGCGUCAGCGGCGCCAAUGCCUAUUCCGAUGGAAAUGGAAGGCGGAGAUCGUAAGUUUUACCUUGGUCAGUACAAGGGGAAGACUUACAACGAGAUUGCCCGGCUUCCAGCUGUUGUUCAAUGGGCACAGGUUCAGGUGAACCCUAGUCGCCAACUCCAAGACUUUUUAGCCUGGUUCAAUCGCUACUAUGUGAUCGAGGGCGACGAGGUUGUCACCCGAGCCAGCAUAGGUAUCCCUGAAGGAACCUAUGUACCGCGUGUCAAGAACAAGGGCGGAAAGAAGGUACCGCCGAACCCACCAUUGGAGCCUUGCGUCCAAGGAUGCAAGGAUUUUACGCACGCAGGAUCUACCAUGAACUGGCUGCGCAGUACCUGUAGAGACUGCGGAAAGGUCACGCGAGAACCCAGAGAGGUCUCAUACACCAACGACCCAGAGACAUGCCCGCACGAGAUCAUUGAUCGACGUGGCUCGUCGCGAUCAGUGUCUCGCACGUUUUGCAAACAAUGCGGAACGUUUAUAGAUGAGGUUCCGGCUGACUUCCAGCGCCGACGUCGAGAUGCGGCAAAUCGUAUGCUCAAUGCCACUGUAGACUCUUUAUCUGUGAUGCAUAACACACAGAUUGCCGGUGAGUCAAGGGACCUUGAGCACGACGAUGUGGAACUCAUCAUGGGUGUCUUCAAUGACUCUGUGACCACCAUGAUAGAGAUGGGGAUGCGCGUCACCCCGUCUGUUUUACACAGUCGCCUUAGCGAGGCAAUCGUUGAUGCCUUAGAGCCCACUGGUGACAGUCCGGAUUCCUGGUCCCGCGUUGGCCAUGUUGGAAUCAUAGACCCAACGGACCUUACAAAGGAAGAAAGAGUUCUUUCUAGAUGGGAGAGACUGGUUAAAGGUGUUAAUUGGCAGGAUCAUUGUGUAGCCUGGGAGGAUGCUUUCCUUAUGGGUCAUGACCGAUUAGGUAUAGCCAUUCUUGAAGCACAAUGGGCUGACCCAGCACCUGCACCGUCCACAGGCAUCAACCUGAGCCUGACGUUGGACGACCUUGAGCAGGCUCGUCCUGAGUCACCGCAAGUUCCGGAUCCUGUAGGGCCGGAGCAAGGUUGGACCCGUUUAGGCCAAUUGCCCGAGAUAGACCCCGACGAGGCUAUCGAUGAUUCCCUAGCAUUUCCUGAUUACGACCCCUACGAUCCUUAUCUCGAGUGCACCCCGAACAGCAACCACGAGCUCGAGGUGGAUACCCGAGCGCAUGCCCACGCAGCCUCCACUGACAUCGUUCAUCUAGACAAUUUACCCAUGGUUGACCUCUGGAGUAGGACCCUGGCGGGCGUGCUGGACUCCCAUGAGGUAGACACCGAUGCCCACAAUCCUCUUUUGAUAAGCCUGUUUGCUCAGAGCACUUUAGGCCUGGUUAAGGUCGACUACCACGAGUACUUGGAAAGUGGAAUGCUCUGGGACCAAGUUCGGCCCAAAACGUUCACAACUCCACCGCCGAUAGUCAUCUUGUCCUGCGGGAUCAAGUACUACAUGAACAAGGAAGACGGCUGGUGGGGGAAAAAGGCGAGGGAUCCGAUCCAUUGGGCGGAUCGAGUACCUCAGGUGUUCCGGGAUGGUUACACGCUGAUCGUCCAGGACCUCAGGGAUCUAAGCGACCCUGCAAAUGGUGCUUGGAAUGACCACAUCGGUAGGCACCCAGAAAUCAUCAAGGGCCUGGUCAACGCCGAGGCAGGACAACGCUUGCUGCGAAAAAACCUGGUGGAUCUGUUAGACCACUACAAACGCGGCGAAAAAGUUGCGUUGGUAGCAUUUUGCACCAGCAAUCGGCACAGGUCAGUUGCCUUUGGCACGACCCUAGCGGCGUGUCUUUUGGCAAAAGGGAUCGAGGACCAUCUUCUCGUUCACCUGAACGCCAUCACUAGUUGGAAAGGCAUGGUGUGUGGAGGUGGAUGCAGCGACUGCGGUGAGUUCUCCAAGCCUGGUCUGGUGAACCUCGGAAAGCAUGCCAACUCCCUCUUGGAUGCGCUCGAGGGCUUCGACGAGGCGAAUCGUCACCAGAACCGUGGGCGCAGUGCGCCACCAGCAGGCCGAGCAGAUGCCGGCCAACGUGGAGGGGCAACCGGUUCGUGGGUCUUUGCCGGUGCCAAUGCAAGGUGGACCUAUUUGGCCACCGAGCAACAAGCCAGCACCACCGCCGCCGCCGGCGGCACCAAGGCAACCGCCGUUGCCGCCGCCGUCGAAAUCUCCGACAGUUCCAUCGCCACCAUCACCGCCGGCGAUGGCUCUCACGCCAGAGGUUCGGAAGAGAGCUCAAGGGUGUCGGCAAGGUUGGACUACGCGCCAGUGGUUGGUACAGCGACGACGGAGACGACCGCUACGGCGUCUUCCAGCAAGGCAUCCACUACCAGCAAGGCUCCCGCAGUAUCUGCCACGUCUAUCGUUCCGAAGGCACCGCCUGCAGAGAUGGAGAAUGACGUGGGGUACUGGAGAGAGCGCUGCAUCCGGCAGGAAGCAGCAAAUGAACACCUCCAAGUCAGACUGGUUGCUCUUGAAACUGAGCUUCGAGAGGCAAAGAGUUCUGGCGAAAGUUGGCUUUCUCGAGCCAUCGCUGCCGAGAAGGAGUUGGAGGUGGUCAAGCGAUACGAACGGAGACCUAGAUCCCGUUCUGAGUCGUAUGACUCCAAGGACGAGUCUAGGAGCCGAUCCAGAGACGAUCGAUCAAAAGACGAUCGCAGAGGCCGAGAGAGAUCGGGAUCCAUGAGACCUGGUCGAAGUGGCCCCCGCUCUACGUCAGCAGGACCGAGCAUCAAGGAGGAGCCCGACGAGGAGGAGCGUGAGGCCAGAGAGUUGGAGACACCUGCGUCAACGCCAGGUCAUACCCCUAGGGAUGGCGAGGCGUCCGUCGAGCCUGGCGCCGGCGGAGGGUCUACGCAGACGCCGGUGGAGCCACUCCCCGUGGUAGAUGGUAUGGAAGGACCCUUGGACCACAAUAGGCCAUGGGCAGCCAACCUUAGCUUCCCCGAUCUUACAAAGGUCGCGUCCAUCCUUAGGAGGACGAAACCGGCGAGGUACAACAGUAACGGGUGGAUCGGUCCGGCCACCAAAGAGCAAGGGAUGCAAUGCACCCUGAAGCACAACAUCCGUUUCUGGGUGGCUCACAAAGACCACUCGUUUGUGCACCGGUGGGACAACGCCUUAGACGACUUCACCAAAAGCGUCUUCCUGUUCCGCGGUGCGGAGCGCACGUUUUCCAUAAUCCAGAGGGAUGUGGACAUGCGCGCGGCGCUCACCAUCGAUGCCGCAGAACUGGGGGACGGCGACAGCUUCAUCAUUUUGGCCCGAAGUCAGAAGCAGAGGGCGGCCGACCACACCGGCGGCUUACCUCGGGUCUCGACCUAUAGAGGCGAGGCCAGGCCAUAUGGGCAAAGUUUGCGUCGUCCCAGCGCCAGUGCCGAAGGCAGGUCGGUUUCCUCGGACUCCUCUGCCUCUUCAGGGAGUUCGGGGUCGGGUGUCAGUAUUCCCACUGGAGCCAAGUACUUCACCCCAGCAUGCAACCUUGCAGUCCUGUCCAAGGAGUCCGGCAUCCGUGUCAUCGACGUCGGAUUGGACGCGAUGAAGCCGUGGGAGGCCGAAAGGAUUCGUAGGACCCUUCAAGAGGUUAGCCCCAGUUUAGUGGUUGUAGCUAUUGAGUACCAGGAACCGGGACUCAAUCAUAGUGAAGUUGUGGACGAGGGAUGGACCGGUGAAGGCUAUCCAACCAUGGGACCCAGGAGUUUUUGGGAUUUGUUUUCUAGUGACUUUUUGGGUUGGUUGAUCAAUUAUGCCAAUGACCAUGCUGCAAUUUCACUUGUGGCAACAUCGUACCCAGUAUGGGACGAUGGCGAGAUUGAUGAUAGCGAGUUUCCAACCUUCGAUUCCGUUGAAAACGAAGAUGAUGUAGCAAGAAUGGACCCAGGAGAAGAGGCCAUUCAAGAGGACCUUGAACUAGACGAAGUUCAGGUGCCAGGUUUGCCUAAAGGCGAGGCCGAACGCCGAGCCGGCUGGAGGAAGUUACCCCAGCGCGUGAGAGUUGCCAUCAGGCGUUUGCAUCGACAAUUCGGGCAUGCGCCGAGAAAGGUACUCUUAAACCUUCUCAGAGCAGCGAAGGUCGACCCGCAGUAUCUAGAUGGACUGCGUUUGUUGCGCUGCAAUGAGUGCGAGGAGAACGCGCCAAGACGUAGCGCGCACAGCACGUCGUUGCCCGAAAAGUACGUUUUCAAUCACACUCUCGGUAUUGACCUUCUAGAAGUCACAGACGCUACAGGAACCAAGUUUCAGGUCCUAAACAUGAUCUGUUUAGGGACAUGUUUCCAAUUAGCCGAAAUUGUUCGACAAGGUCCCGGUCAAGCGUCAAGCGCAAAGUGCCUCGAGGCCAUACAGAGGAGGUGGAUCACUUGGGCUGGUCACCCCAAAGCACUAAAAUGUGAUCGCGGAUUGCACAACCGCGGCGUCCUAGCAAGGUACAUGGCCGCGCACGGAGUGGAUGUUACACACGCGCCGCUCGAAACACCCGAAGCCAUAGGCCGAGUGGAGAGACACGGCGGGAUCAUCAAAGGAAUGGCCCGCAAGGUCAUCAGCCAAACUCAACCGCGGGGUUGGUUGGAAAUGCAGCAAGUACUUGAUGAGACUUGCCUGACAAAGAACAGCCUACUCAGACAGGGAGGCUACUCGCCAGCUCAAUGGGUGCUGGGUCGAGCGCCGCGUGAACUACCAUCUAUCCUUAGUGAGGAUGGGCACGCAGAUCUAGGAGCCAUUCAGGACUCUCUCGAUCCCGAGUCCGUUUUCGCGCUCCAACACAUGGUUCGUGCUGAGGCGAAGAAAGCAUUCGUCCAGCUGGACACCUCUAAACGAGUUCAGCGCGCUCUUUUGCGCAACGCGAGAGCGAUUCCUGGAGAUUACCAGGUGGGCGACGUAGUAACCUUUAGGCGCACCAAGGCUGGGAAGACAUCGUGGUCUCCUGCGUCUAGGGUUAUUGGUUUUGAAGGGCGUAGCAAGGAAUCGGUUUGGUUGCUUUGCGAAAACAUUCCAGUUUUGGCGUCUGCGCAAAACCUGCGACCAGCAACGGACGCAGAGGCUUUGGCCUUUGAUAUCCUUCAUGGGAAUGCAAUUAUCCCUGAGGAAAUUGUUAAGGAUCAACAAGGGUUCGACGACUAUCGUGAACCAGCACCAACCGGGGAUCACGAUCCAGCGCCAGAUGUGACACUUGAAGAGGGCCCCAGUGAUGGACCCAUGCCAUCUAUCCUAGAGGAAGACGAGGAGCACCCGCGCUCUAGAUCACCACCUGGGGUUAGGAACCGAGGUCCCAAUAGUUCGAAUGGACCAAGGAUCAGAGGAUCUAGUGGUUUAGGAACCUCUCAGAGUUCUAGGUCUCGUCGGCUUAGCAUCGCCGAGCCUGAGCAAGAGAGGACUCCAGGUGGAAGUCGGAGGCCGUCGUAUGAUGUACAGGACGAUUUGCCUGAGCAGCUGCGGCAGCACUUCCAGCGCGUAAGGGAUGCGGAAGCGACGCCACCUAGAAUUGUCAGCGACCAAAACACGGCGCUGAGUGCGACUCAAGCCCGACCGCGGGCUAAGUUCAUAGCCUUUAUGGCGAAUCGCGCGGCAAACAUUUCAAAGGAAGAAGCCAAGUCCCUUCCAGGCAGCCUCAACUACUAUGACUGUUCACCCGCUGUCCAGCGCAAGAUCGAUGAAUCUAGAAAGAAGGAAUGGAUGAAGUAUGAAUCAUUCCAAGCGGCGAUUCCAGUAACCGGUAAGAUCCUAAAGGACUUAUUGGAUGAGGGACAUGUUCCAUUGCCCUCUAAGUGGGUUGACACUGUCAAAAACAUCCACGAACAGCACCUGGAAUCAUUCGAUCCAGAAUUCAAGUCCCGCAUGGUUGCUUGUGGCAACUUUGAAGGCGAGUGUGGAGUGAGGACCGAUUCGCCCACAUCGGAUAUUGAAACCCACGCCAUGGUGUGCGCAUUCGCAGCGUCAGAAGGAGUACCUGUGCAGGGCUCCGAUAUCAAAAAUGCCUACUUCCAGGCUCUCCCAAUAGAUCGCAUAGUGCUGAUGCGACAACCCCGAGGGGGACUCCCGGGCGUAGACCCGGAAGCGAUGUUGUUAGUUCGCGUUCCUGUCUAUGGACUCCAAGACAGUGGGAGAGGGUUUUGGAAGCGCGUAGACAAAGACGCAAAAGACGUAGGUCUUAAUGCGUCGCGCAUUUUUCCCGCGUUUUACUACCACACCACGGGUAGUAAAGUAGAUCUCUUACUUACCACUCAUGUCGACGAUUUUCUUUGGGCAUCAACCCCCACUGGUGAUGAAAUCAUGAAUCGACUCUUAGAAAGGUUCGAAAUCGGCAGAAAGGAGAUCAAGAGACUCCGAUUUUGCGGGAAGCAAUUUGACCAAUCCGGCAAGGACAUAGUUAUCGACGUUAGCGAUAACACACGCCGUACUACGUAUAUCGACAUAGCGAAGGGCCGACAAUCUUCGGACCCGAUCACGCAAGGUGAAGAACGUCAACUGCGUAGCGUAGUGGGUAGUCUGAGCUGGAUAGCCAGACAAGGCAGGCCGGAUAUCCUGUACAAAGUUUCGUAUUUGCAGUCCAAGGUUAAGGGAGCCACCGUAGCUAUCCUUAAGGAGGCUAACAAAUGUCUUGAAAUUGCUCUUGCAGGAAAAGAUUUCUGCAUCCGGUACAAAAAUGGUCCUUUCGACUUUAUGGAUCUGGGAGUUUUAACCGCCUCAGAUGCCAGUUUUGCCGGGGAGCCAGGUUUACGAUCCCAGCAGGGACGUAUUCACUUCCUAGUUCCAAGGAAGCAAUUGACCACGCCAGGCAAUUGCGUAUUCGAUGUUGCCUUGAUCAGCUUUGGAUCAACGACAAUCAAGAGAGUAUGCAGAGCAACUCUCCAAGCCGAGACGUACGCGCUACAGAGUGCGCAAGAGUCAGGUGACCGAAUUCGAGCUCUGUUGGCCGAAUUGUAUGGACAAGGCAGUCCAGGAGCUGAUUGGUACGACCGAUCCAGAAGGACGGUUCCGCACAUGAUGCUCACAGACUGUCGUAGUCUGUCUGAGCACCUCAACGUGGAGGUCCCUUCACGUGUCCAAGACAAACGUCUCCAAAUAGAACUGAACGCGUUGCGUCAGGCGUUGUUCGAAGACGAUGGCACCCGCAGUACCGAGGUCUUUCCCGGUGCAGGUGACCAAGUUGUGUGGACCUCUACGGCCACCAUGAUCGCUGAUUGCUUGACGAAGAGUAUGCGCCCCGACUUCCUCAUCAAGGUAUUGACAGCCUGUCAGUAUCAAAUCGAGAGGCAGUCGGAGAAGCAACUAGGAUGA